Messenger RNA from Cotesia glomerata, 982 nucleotides. RefSeq lists its product as uncharacterized. The transcript has 5 exons. The coding region runs from base 638 to 982 and encodes 114 amino acids. NCBI's taxonomy places the organism in Eukaryota, Metazoa, Arthropoda, Insecta, Hymenoptera, Braconidae. The record is from RefSeq and is a predicted model, not a curated record.
AGUCAGUUAACUUAUUUUCCCAAAGUAUCAGAAUCAUAAUACAAUUGAAAUAAAAGUGUCUUUUUGAAAUACAUUUAUAUUUCGUGAGUUCUUCGUAACAGUUUUGAGUGCGUGUUACACAUGUGCCUGUUCUAUUAUGUAUACAUAAAGGAACCUUCGAUAUUUCCGGUUUGCACGUGUAUUUGGUACCCCUGUGCCAUCACUACACGUAAAUGCAUUUAAAUAAUAUAAAUAAUUAAGGUGUAAGUAAGGUGUGCACUUACUUUAAACCGAUCAAUCUUACUCUGGAGUUCUUCUUAACUUGAAACAUUUUUAUUUAAAUGUUUUUCGCGAUACAAUUCGAGAUCGAUACUGCAAUUGUUCUUGUGUCGUUCACGUGCUCUUUGACUGUGCUAACGAGCCGAUAAAUACCGGGAACACAUAAAUAUACGUGCAUAUAUUUUAUUUACCGACAAUUUAUUUAUCGGAUCCUCAUUCUGUGGGUUUUAUUAUUUUUAGUUGCAAGUUUCAAGUGUCGAGUUUUAUUGUAUUGUUUUAAUGUUAAUGUUGAUGUUAAUAAGUUUUGUUCAAAUUUUCUUUUGUCAUUUGUUUUGAUGAAAGUCUGAAGGAUUCAAUCUCUUUAUCCAGAUACCACAAGAUGGGUCUGGUAGAACGGGAGAACCAGAUGCAAGAGCUGCAGAGACCAGGGAGGUCGAGAGAUCUCUUUGGCGUCCAGCUUGAGGUUACUUCUUUACUGCUGGAAGGUGAAAGAAGGAAACUAGCUGUCCUUCAAAGAGAACUGCAGGUAGCUCUUGCCGAGGGAGGAAGCGUAAAAGUGAAAGAAAAGCAGCGACAAGAACUAAUCCACGCAAUCUCGAAAAUCCAGGGCCAGCAUGAACAACUGGAUAAAGAAUAUCGUAUCCACGCAGCCGGAGUUAUUCUCAGCAACACUCGGGGCUCUGGGAAGAGCAACGAGGAGGAACUAAACAGAGAAAAAAUUUAG